Molecule: messenger RNA, 7877 nt
Organism: Mugil cephalus (flathead mullet)
Lineage: Eukaryota; Metazoa; Chordata; Actinopteri; Mugiliformes; Mugilidae
Gene: mdga2a
Product: MAM domain containing glycosylphosphatidylinositol anchor 2a
Exons: 17
Coding region: 682-3600 (972 amino acids)
Biological process (GO): homophilic cell-cell adhesion
Cellular component (GO): plasma membrane
Molecular function (GO): protein binding
Source: RefSeq, a predicted model, not a curated record
CGACUCUCUCCUCCUCCUCCUCCUCUUCUUCUUCUUCUUCUUCUUCUUCUUUCUCCCCCCUCCUCCUCCUCCUCCCUCCCUCCCUCCCUCCAUCCAUCCCUCCAUCCCGGCCUGAGGGGGCCGCGACGAGCCGCUGUGAACCAGGACCGGACGCGGAGCUGGUGCCGCUUCUCCCCGGGAUGAUGGACGCAGCUCUGCGGUGACCCAGGCGCCACCAGCCCCGCUCGGCCGGCGGAGGAACUUCCCACGACAGCUUUUUAAAACAGCUUUUUCUUCAAUUUAAAUGCUUUUUCCCCACAAUGUCACCACCAAGGAGACGCCGCUGAGGCACCUGCUCGGUUCUCUACCGGCCGUUUUUUAGCUCCCGUUAGCUGCGGUAUGACCGGAGCUGACCGCCGCAUCUGACCGGGGACCGGGCUGUGCUGCUGGGGCUGGAGGAGGCGGCGGCGGUGGUGGUGGUGGUGGUGGUGGUGGUCGGGGAGGAAGAGGAGGGGGGGAGCUUUGGGGUUUGUGGAUGAGAACCGGUCACCGGGCCGGAUUCCGUGAGGAGGGAGGACGCCGUCCGGAGCGGAGGAAGAGGAGGAGGAGGCAGCAGCGGCAGAAGCAGCGACGGGAAGCCGACCUGAGGACCUCCUCCCCGGGGGGAGCGGAGCGGCGCGGCGGCCUGAGGAGGAUGUGAAGAUGGGUCUAGUGUUCGGUCUCCUGUGGCUGUUCACCGGCUUCCUGCAGGGAGUCCACGGCCAGGGCGUGUACGCGCCCCCUACAGUGCGGAUCGUGCACUCCGGUCAGGCCUGUAACGUGGAGGAGGAGCGCUACAGCGAGCGGGUUUACACCAUCAGAGAGGGGGAGACUCUGGAGCUGCAGUGUCUGGUGACGGGACACCCCCGACCACAGAUUCGUUGGACGAAGACGGCGGGCGGCGCCUCGGAUCGUCCGGGAGAUUCUACUGUGAACAACGCAACUCUGAGGAUCGAAACCAUCAGUCGCCACCAGGGGGGGCGCUACUACUGCAAGGCUGAGAACGGGCUGGGUUUACCCGCCAUCCGCUCCAUACGGGUCGACGUCUACUACCUGGAUGACCCGGUGAUAACAGUCCAUCAGAGUGUGGGGGAGGCGAAGGAGCAGUUCUACUUUGAACGGACCGUGUUCCUCCGUUGCGUUGCCACCUCCAACCCCCCGGUCCUCUACUCCUGGAGGAGAGGGAGGGAGGUGCUGUCUCAGGGCUCUGACUCCGGGGUGGAGAUCUACGAGCCCUUCUUCACACAGGGCGAGACGAAGAUCCUGAAGCUGAAGAAUCUCCGACCGCAGGAUUACGCCGACUACACCUGCAUCUCCUCCGUCAGGAACGUCUGCGGCAUCGGAGACAAGAGCGCCCACUUCAGGCUGAGCAACAGGACCGCUCCUCCCUCCAUCAGGCUGCUCCUCGACGACCCUCUGGUGGUGAACCCGGGUGAGACCAUCGCUCUGGUUUGCGUGGCGUCCGGCGGAGACCCGCCUCCGACUCUGAGGUGGACGAGGCCGGAGGGGGAGGAGCUUCCAAAGAGGAGCGUCGUCAACGGCGGCACGCUGACCCUCCCCUCCGUCACCGUGGACGACGGCGGCGCCUACAGCUGCGUGGCGUCCAACAACGUGGGCAACGCCGCCAAGAAGUCCACCACCAUACUGGUCAGAGGUCUUCGUAAAGGUCGGUUCUGGAUCACGCCCGACCCGUACCACAACGACGACAACAUCCAGAUCGGCCGGGAGGUGAAGAUCAGCUGCCAGGUGGAGGCCACGCCCCCGGAGGAGCUGCAGUUCAGCUGGCUGAAGAACGGCCGGCCUCUGCGGAGCUCCGAGCGGAUGGUCAUCACCCACACCGACACCGAGGUCUCGCCCGGCACCACCAACCUCGACAUCAUCGACCUCAAGUUCACCGACUUCGGCACCUACACCUGCGUAGCAUCGCUGAGGAACGGAGGGACGCCCGAGAUCAGCAUCGACGUCAACAUUUCGUCCACCACAGUUCCCCCGGAGCUCACCGUGCCCAGGGGGCGCUCUCACCUCAUCGCUCAGGAGGGCGACACCGUGGACCUGCAGUGUCUGGUCUCUGGGAAACCCAAACCCAUCAUCCUGUGGUCCCGGGUGGAGGAGAGCAGCGCGGCGGCGGCGGUGGCAGCGGCGCCGCUGAUGCCGGACGGGUCGGCUCAGACCGAGAGCUACGACGGCGUCCUGAGGCUCAGCAACGUGACCCGGGACAUGAGCGGGACCUACCGGUGCCAGACCAGCCAGUACAACGGCUUCAACGUCAAACCCAGGGAGGCCCUCAUCCACCUGGUGGUGCAAUUCCCUCCCACCGUGGAGCCGGCGUACACCGAGGUCCGCCAGGCUCUCGGCCGGGCGUUCAGCCUCACCUGCCGCCUCCUGCGAGCUCACCCGGCUCGCCUCCUGAAGUACGAGUGGAAGCUCGGCUCUCGCCUUCUGACCGUCGGGCAGUUCAGCGACGACAACGACGACACCAACUACCACGUCAAGGCCCUGAACCGAGAAGGCUACGGCGAGUACACCUGUGACAUCACCAACGAGGCCGGAGCGGGACGAUGCACCUUUCUGGUCACAGGAAAGGCCUACGCUCCGGAGUUUUACUACGACACCUACAGCGCUUUGUGGCAGAACAGGCCUCGAGUCUAUGGCUUCAAGCUGCAGUGGACGCAGAUGGAGCCCAACGGCGUGGACCGGAUCCUGGCCUACAGACUCGGCAUCAGGCAGAUGGGUCAGUCCCGCUGGUGGGAGCAGGAGAUUCCCAUGGAGGGAACCAUCCAGAAGGGGGAGCUGUUGACCUACAACCUGACAGAACUCGUCAAACCCGAGUCCUACCUGGUCCGUCUCACCCCCAUCACCCGCUACGGGGAGGGAGAUGCCACCGAACGCACCAUCACAUACAGCGCUCCUGUUAACCCACAUCUCAGGGAGUUCCAGUGUGGUUUCGAGGACGAGGCGUUGUGUUUGUUCUCUCAGGACAAAACGGACGAGUUCGACUGGACGCGUCACAGCGCCGCCACGCGGGACACGAAGUACACGCCCAACACCGGACCCAGCUCGGACCACACGGGCUCCAGACAAGGUUUCUACAUGUACAUCGAGACGUCGAGGCCGAGGUUGGAGGGCGAUAAAGCCCGACUACUGUCGCCCACCUUCAACAUGAACUCAAAGAGCUCCUCCUCCUCCUCCUCCUCCUCCUCGGGCGGUAACAACCCCACCUACUGCUUCGCCUUCUUCUACCACAUGUACGGGAAACACAUAGGAGCGCUCAACGUUUUCCUGCGUCAGAAAGGUCAGACGGUGACGGACACGUCGGUCUGGAGUCUGACUGGUAACCAAGGAGACCGCUGGCGACAAGCCAAGGUCAACAUCCACCCAACCACAGCCUUCCAGAUGGUGAUGGAGGGCGUCCGAGGUGCUGGUAUCGAGGGAGAUAUCGCCAUCGAUGACGUUACCAUCGAGGAAGGCGAAUGUAAAGACCCUCCCCCCAACAAUCUAAGAUCAAUGGCUCCGCCUUCUUCGCCCCAUAUAUGGCAGCUCUGCAUCACUCUGAGUUUUGCUCUGAUUGGCCGGCAGAGGUGACCCCGCCUCCCCCUCUCCACAGGACGCCACAACUUCAACUCUUUACCCCCCAAGCCCAAGCUUUCCCCAUCAUGAUACCCCCACCCUCCAUUAUAACACCUCCUCCACCUCCACCAGCUCCCAACGACCAAAGAUGCAAAGUAACUGGGCGACGCAAAAGGACGAGGGAUCACAAAAUGAAAACAGAGGGUUUGAACAACAUUUUAAAUGAGCUCUGUCUCCUCUCUAAGACAUAUGUAGCUUAGCCUAGCUUGGAGAACUGCUAGCCUAGCUCCAAAAACUCCCAUGUUAGCCAGUGAGCUAGUUAGCGGCCCACCCAGCUGGGUUUGUUUGACAGUAAAAGACAAAAUUAUGUAAAAUGUCUGAGGCAGAUGUUGAUAAUCCCAAUGGCCUCAUCCUUUCAUGAUGUCUUUACAUGUUAAUACAUUCAGUUAGCUUAUCAUUAGCAUGCUAACUGUUAGCCACGGAUUUUAAACACCAAAUAUUUUGUGUACACGACAUCUUGUGUUUGCUAACCGUGAGCUCACAAGUUCCAUUUGAAGGCAGCAAUAAACCGCUAAUGUAACCGCUAACGAAUGUGCAAGCUAGUUAGCACCAUAACAAAUUAGCUCCUCAAGCUAGCUAGCGUGAUUAAAUAAGGUCUUAAAAUCGGGUCGUUUUAAGAAGAGGAGUUCACAGUCACAUAAAUGGACUCAUUAGCAUGCUAACUGUUAGCCUCUGUGGCCUCUAGAAGCUAAUGGUUGCCUAGCAACGUCUGAUUAUACCACUUAAAGUACACAACGUCCUGUGUCGUAAGCGUUAAAUCAUCGGAUCCAUUUGAAGGCAGCAGAUGCUAAAGAACUUUUAUUUUAACCAAUCUGGGUUUGUAUUUGAACGCAGAUGUCCCACAGCUUCGUACUGACCCUGAACGCCUCCCAUGUGAUGAAGAAGUUGAUGUAAACGGGAAAAAAAAUCUGAUUAAUCAAAAUUAUAUUUGGUGAAACUCUCAGCAGAUAACGAAGCAGAAAUGAGAGCGUGAAUGUCAAAGGACGACUUUCCUCCCAAACCCUUCGUCAUCAUCAUCCUCUUCAUCCUCAUCUUCAUCCUCCUCCUCUCUAUCAUCAUCAUCUACCUCCCUCCCUCCCCCUCCUCCUCUCCAGAUCAACAGUACUGUACCACGUGACGGACAGACCUAUUUUUUGUUGGGAGCUGCGUUUUUAAGAAACACUUUUAGAUCCUACGUUGACGUCUGUCUGUUCGCGUCGGACUGAGGAGACUUCACCCUCUGCCAUGACAUCAAGUGCCUUCAGACUCAGAGGAAGAAGAGCUCGACGCCGACGCUCGCUCUGUUCAUGAGACCAGAGAGGAACCAACCAAUAAACACCAACGUCCUCCCCGGCUCCACUGAGCAGAGAAACGCUUUCUUACUUUUUAUUCGUUUGUUUGUUUUUGGCGGCGAAGAAGAAGAAGCAGAAGAAGAAGAAGAAGAAGAAGCAGAAGAAGAAGCAGAAGAAGAAGCAGAAGAAGAAGCAGAAGAAGAAGAAGGAGAAGCCAUGGACGGGAGACGGGACGUUGUCUGAUAUAUUUAAUGACCUUUGACCUGAGGAUCUGUGGCUGUUUGACGACGCUCAGCCAAUCAGAUUCAAGCAACUAUUUAAAGAACUAUUUUAGUAUUUUAAAAUAAGACGCAGAGAAGAAAAAUAUAAAUGAAAAUCUUCUAUUGUUCCUAUUAUAUUAUAACGACAGAGGGACGUCUUUACACUUUCAGCUCUACUCGUCUUCAUUUCCUUCUUUUAGAUUCAUUUUUUUUGGUUUUAAAUUUUAAUCGGGGUGGAUUUUACUGGAAGGAUGAAAACGGUUCGAUACGCGUCAAACUACAAAAGCACAAAACGACAAAAACUCAUUCAGUUCAACAUUUACACACUGACUCAUCAAGUAACAUAUGGAAGCCCAUUUCUGUCAAGAAAAUAAAAAAAGAUUAAAAAAGUAACUUUAAACACAUGAAUGCUUCAUAUAUAAACAGAAUAAUAUUAUUUUCUCAUAUUUUUUGCCUUGAAUACAUUUAAAAAAAAAUGCAUGAUAUAAAAACAAAAAUUUCACAUCAACAUCCCAAAAAGUUUGAUUACUGUCACUUUUAUACUGUUAAUUUAAAACUCAUACAUUUGUCUUGAAAGUAAAAAGUUGUACAUGUUUAACUGUCACAUAAUCUUUAAAAUAAUUCAAUCAUUUAUUAUUCAUAAAACCUGAGGCUGUGGUUUUAUACAGAUUUUAUCAAAAUUAUUUAUUUAUUUGUUCAGUUUGUUGUAAAGUAAUUUAAUUUUUUUGUCUUAAUUCAUCUUCACAUUUUAUUUUCUCUUCCAUGACUUAAUUAAAAGCAUCAUUAAUUCUCAUGGUCAGUAAACAUGAAAAAAAAUGAGAAUUUUAUCUGUAACUUUAAAAAUAAUACAAAAAUAAAAUUCACCAUAUAUUUAAACACUUUCUUCCAUUUUUAUUAAUAUUUGUAUUUGUUUCAAACUGAGAAGAUUUUUCUGCCAAGGACAAAAAAUACAUUAGUUUAAAAUAAUUUAUUAUUAUUGUUUUGACAUAAUAAUCAUUAAUAUUAAUUAUUGAUUAAAUACCAAUAAAUAAGAUGUAUUUUCUGACUUGAUUUAAUAAUUUUAAUUUUUUUUUUAUUUUUUUUUUUCAUUUCAUUGAUCAUUAAUUUAAAUAUUAUCUCAGACUUUAAUCUUAGUUGCUGCUCGUCCUGAUUUACUUUCAUACCUGAACAUCAGUUUCCUUGUUUGUCACCAAUGGGCUUCCAUAUCUCCGCUGGUCACUGCCGUUUCAAACACAUGAGAAAUAAACACAUAAACUUUUACUUUUACAGACGGGAAUUGUGAAAUUCAUGAGUCUUUAUCUUCUGAGCCGAUGUUUGAAGGAACUGAUCUGAAAUCCACACGAUUUCAUUCUCUUCUGAUUCGAGGACACGAGUAAAUUAAACUCGUGGAUGAAUAUUAGUUUCUCUUUUUUCUCCACGUGACGUGUUUUUCCUCUGCAGCCGAUGAUCAGCUCGUCCUCCGUGGAUCAGUUUAUCCUCCUCUUCAUCUCCGAGCUGCUGCCGCUGAUAAACAUCAGUCUGUUUAUUCAUGUUGGUCCAGAUUCAGACUCGUCCCAGAUUUAAAACUCAUGAGACGAUGGAGCAGUUAAAUGUUCCCUGGUUAGAAAUCUGAGCUUCAGCCAAAUACAGAAACUCCUUACGUCUGCACAUUUAAAUACAUCGUAGUGAGCACCAGAGAGGUGUAGGUUUAUCCGCCAUAACAUUAUGACCAUUAUAGAUUAUCAGGUUCUAUUGGAUCUUCACUGCAUUAGGCAGAAGAUGAUUGGAUUUCAAAAGUAUGACGACAGAGAAGAUCUGCACGAAUUCAAAGACGCAUGAAAGAUGAGAAACUAGAGGGAGGAGAUUGUGGACAAACCUCUGGGAAUAAAACUUUCAUCAGUUUCAAUAAUAUAUUUACCAUUUAAAGAUUGAACACUAUAUUUGUACUAUUCAGGAAUUUCUACAUUUCUUCAUGAAAAUGAUUUAAAACAUCAGCUCUUCACACGGGUCCUGAAAGUAGAAACAGGAACAUUGUUCAGUUCAUUAUUUGUGGCUUCCAGACUCUUUACAGAUGGUUGUGGAACCUUUUCCAGCCUGAUGAGCAACAACAACUCUUUUUCUGAGCUCCUCACAAAGCUCCUUUGAUCUGUUGUCAUCACACACUUCAACACAAACAUGAGACAAAUCCCUGAUUUAUAGAAACUAAACCAGGACCUGAGUCUCAUCAUUGAUGGAAACACUUCUGGUUUAGACUCUGAUUAGACCUGGAAAUUAACUCUGAUAUGUGAUAUUGGCUCAUUUUACUGAAUAAAUAAACACACAAGUAUUAGUUUUUCUCUUUCGUGUGUUUCACUGGGUUCUUUGUCACUUUCAGGACUUUGUGAUGUUGAUGUUUUGAGUCAUUUUUAUUCAUAAAUGUAGAAAGUUAAUCGACGUCUGAGUCGGUUGAAGCUUCGUCUCGUCUGCAGCGGAAAAACACGUCCUGAUAUUUAGUUUCUGAGGGUAAAGACAAAGAGGUCGAUGAAUUAAAAGCUGAAAAAAAAUAAAGAAAUAAAACACGACUCUGUGGACGAGUGAAGAAAAGUUAUUUUUAUAACUGUGACUAUUCUCUGCAAUACAUUCAGAUCAGUUGGACUGAGUGGUGACAACUCUGCAUUCUGGGUAUUAUUAUUAUUAUUAAAGUUAUGAUAUGAAUAAAUACACUCUAAAUGAACCUUUUAAA